Drosophila kikkawai is the source of this 699-nucleotide messenger RNA. RefSeq names its product dynein axonemal light chain 1. Lineage: Eukaryota; Metazoa; Arthropoda; Insecta; Diptera; Drosophilidae. Gene Ontology annotation, biological process: outer dynein arm assembly. The record is from RefSeq and is a predicted model, not a curated record. Gene Ontology annotation, molecular function: alpha-tubulin binding; dynein heavy chain binding. Gene Ontology annotation, cellular component: cytoplasm.
GCUUAGGUGACAGGAGCCUCUCAUUUAAGUUCCCAAUAAUAUUUUCAUUUUCAUUCAAACAUCACAAAAGCCCAGAGAGGGAGAUAUCCAGCGAUACUAGGAUGUCGAAGCCCACCAGCAUCAAGGAUGCCCUGGCCAAGUGGGAGGAUCGCAACAAGCAGCCGGUCGCAACGGCCACUGACAUUGGUCUCCAGUUCCAGUACCCGCCGAUCGAGAAGAUGGAUCCGAUCCUAAACAGCCUAACCGAGUGCCAGAAGUUGAGCCUCUCCUCGAACAUGAUCGAGAAGAUUUCCGGCAUCUCGGGCAUGAAGAACCUGCGCGUCCUGAGCCUGGCGCGAAACAACCUAAAAACGCUGAAUGGCAUUGAGCCGCUGGCCGAAACCCUGGAGGAGCUUUGGGUCAGCUACAACAAUAUCGAGAAGAUCAAGCCCCUAGAGGCGAUGAAGGCCCUGAAGGUGUUCUACAUUUCGCACAAUGUGAUCAAGGACUGGGCGGAGUUCAAUCGUAUGGCGAUUCCCCCGAACCUCUCAGAAAUCUGUUUUGUGGGCAAUAUCCUUAGCGAGAAUAUGGAGCCGGCUUUGUUUGCCUCCGAGGCAAUUCGCCGUCUGCCCAACCUCAAGAAACUGGACGGAGAGCCGGUUAUUCGUUAGUAAAAAAUGCGCUAGUUGCUUUACGUUGACAAUACAUUGUGUUAUUAAA